GUUAUGUUUAGAUCACCACAUGGUUUAUACCUAAAAUAGGCUGUGGUUAGUUGUGCUAAAUGAUUUCAUAUUAUUUAAACCUACAUAACAAAAUCCGACACAAUCAUGUCCUACAAUUCUUCUACUGAAACGAAUUGUGCUUGUAGUAAAGAUAUUAAAAAAGAUGAGGAAUCUAAUUUUGAUUUGGUUUUAAAAGAAAAGUGGAUGGAAGCCCAGAAAAAUGGAGUGUUUCGUUAUAUAUUAAACAUUCAAGAUUCAAAAAUAUUGGAAGGCAAAUAUCACUUUUUAGUCCAGCUAAAUAUUGAUCGUGGUUAUAAAAGAAGAUCUCCAGAAAAUAUUAUUUCGAUGAACCAACCUUUCAAUGAGAAAGACUUUAACUUUACAAAACUUGUGUCAGAAGAACAAAUAAUGAAUUUAAAUAAUACAGACAAAGAUGAUAUAAUUGCAAUUAAUGCUAGUCCGAUUGAAUACUGUCAUUCUCUGCUGUUGCCACAAAGAUGUAAACAAUUACCUCAACUUGUAACAAAGCAUAGCUUAUUGAAAGCUAUUGAGUUGUUUUCCUAGAGUUUGUCUUCAUAUAUCAGGGUGGCUUUUAACAGUCUUUGUGCUUUUGCAUCUGUGAACCAUCUUCAUUGGCAUUUAUACUACUUGAGAUGGAGGAUGUUACUGGAAUAUAUUGAUCUUGAAGAACAUGCAGGGCCUAUACAAAUAUUAAGAAACUACCCAGCAAAAGGAUUUUGUAUAAAGUAUUCCAAUGUCCAGAAUAUGGAUGACUUUGUUAAUUGGGCAUUUUUGAUAAUAGACUAUUUGCAAAAUAAACAAAUAGCACACAAUAUAUAUAUUACGAGAGGUAAAUCAAAUAUUAAAGAAAAUAAAGAGGAGUACAGAGACGUAAGAAUUUAUAUUUGGGCCAGAAAAUCUACUCAAGGUGCAAAAGAUAUUCAUGCGUUUAAUCUGGCAGCUUGCGAACUUUUUGGACACUUGUCAAUGAAAUCCAAAGAGGCAUACGAGAACGUUACGGAGGAAUAUGUAACACGCGCUUUGCGAGAGGCAACUGAAGAAACUUUCUCUUCCGUCGCUGCUGAAAUUAAAGCGUUAGUAGAGUCCCAAUAAAUGCAGCUGCAGUACAAAAACAGACAGUGUAAUACUUUCGAAAUCUAUAACUAAGCAAAAGCAUAUAAAUUUGGAAAUGGAGAAAACAACGCGGAGCUAAAAUAGUGUCCCCAGUAACAUUAUGCUUAAACCAUUUUAUAUUUGCGAACUAUAUUCGGUUAUCUUUAAAUUAGCAAAAAGAAAUUGUUUCCAAAUCCAAUUUCGCCGUUUGAGAGAUGCACAUUCAUAUACAUAUACAUAUACAUGUAUAUGGAUGUACAUUCGUGAUCUCUGGCAUAGUAACAUAACAUUCCUAUUGAACGUAGCAACCGCGAUUCGCACGGUGUCAAUUCAGACCACUCGUGUUCUGGUAUAGGCAAAUUAAAACAAAAUUGAUGUAAUAUUACAACUUUACUGUGUACAUUUUUUCAUUAGUAUAAACAACUAUUACUAUAAUAAUGUUGAAGAAAAUAUUAGGUUGGUGUGAUUACUAGUUCCUACAUACAAAGUUGGUACGACUUCUAACGACGCUCUUUUGUUUUGGCGUCCGCCACGUGUUAAUCAUCUGAGUGUAUCUGGUGUGUUUAUAUGGCUGUACAUGGUGGUGAAAUACAGAACGUAAAAGCUGAA
Molecule: messenger RNA, 1722 nt
Organism: Bombus huntii
Lineage: Eukaryota; Metazoa; Arthropoda; Insecta; Hymenoptera; Apidae
Product: GDP-D-glucose phosphorylase 1-like
Exons: 5
Biological process (GO): glucose metabolic process
Cellular component (GO): cytoplasm
Molecular function (GO): GDP-D-glucose phosphorylase activity
Source: RefSeq, a predicted model, not a curated record